AUGGCUGAUCUGAUCGACCCGACAACGAAGGGCAACUAUCCGGUGAUUCUGGGCGUUGGGCUGCUGGGCAAGCCGUCCAACGAGAUCUUUACUGGCAUUCGCUUAAACAAGCAUAACCACCUGCUGACACAUUGGCUUUUCUACCGCGCAGAUAACCACAAGCCUGCCUUCCCGCAAGCCGACGCACGCCUGAAGCCUUCUAUCCCCGGCAAGACGAGCUCGUACGACUUGAACUUCUCCAGCGCCGAAGGAACAGUAGGAUUUGCCGGAACGCGCUCCACUGACGACGGCGACUAUGUGCUCUACUUUGACCCCGAGCGCAAGGCCUUUGUCCUCGACAAGGUUGACUCGACCUUCAACAUGAAUCUCACGCGCACUCCUGCAAACAGCAACCCCGACGAUCUGCGCCGGCGACACCCUCACUUGGGAAGUGGCCCGUCGCAAAAGGCGGGAGACCAGAAGAGCGCUUCAAGCAAGGACAAGUUGAAGUCGUCAACAAAGGCCGAUAAUGACAAGAGCAUCACCGUACAGACCAAGGAGAUGCAGAAGAAGAAACCGUUGGAAAAGAAACUAGGAGAAAAGAAGCAUACCGACAAUAUAUUCCUCGAGAAGAAACCUCCUCCCAUUGAGAAGAAAUCCGCGGACAAGAAGCUCGCUUCUGAAAAGGAGAAGAAGCCACUAGAGAAAGAGAAGAAGCCAAUGGACAAGAAGCUGUCUCAGGAGAAGAAGAUGCUGGAGAAGAAGUUAAUGGAGAAGAAGUCGACCGAUAGGCAGUCAGAGGGUAAGCCGUUAGCGAAGAAGACGGUCGAGAAGAGCGGCGUCGAGAGAAAGAUUCACGAGAUGAAGAAUAUGGAAAAGAGGCUUUCAGGGGGCAAGUUUGACAAGAAGCCACUGCCCAAAAAGAUUGAGCUUGCCCUGCCUGUGCCAGAACCACCCAAGCCGCAAGAGUCUCGGAAGAAGAGAGAUGAUGAUGACGACGAGGAAGAUGACGACGACGACGAUCUUCUCAUUGAGUAUCCGGGCGCAGAAGCUCCCUCCCGGCCGGCCCACCAUUUCUCGCCCGCGUUUCCCAUCGCCCGUCGCUUCGAUGACUUUAUGGAUCAGCGUGAAUCUGAAGUGGAAGAAGACGAUGAGGCCAUGGACGAGGAUACCGAGGCGGCAUUUAAGCUGCCCAGCCCGGUGAAGAAUGGCAGCCAAGCUCAAUCGGAGCCCAUGGAUGUUGACGACGAGGAAGAGGAGGAAGCCGAAGAGGGCGAAGAGGCUGGCGAGGCAGGAGGUGCCGCGGAUUUCGAAUACGAUCUGGAACAAGAGCUGGAGAAUGCUUUUGAUCAACUGGAUAACAACGACCAGGACAAUAGCAACAGCAACAGCGGCUACUACUAUAACAAUAACAACGACGAUGAUGAAAGCGAGAUUAGCGAAGAAGACUAG
Molecule: messenger RNA, 1431 nt
Organism: Trichoderma gamsii
Lineage: Eukaryota; Fungi; Ascomycota; Sordariomycetes; Hypocreales; Hypocreaceae
Exons: 2
Coding region: 1-1431 (476 amino acids)
Source: RefSeq, a predicted model, not a curated record